AAAGGGGGUCGCUUCGAAUUACGACAAGGAAGUGAACGAUUCGGAGCGUCGGUUAAAUCACACCGAAAGGAAUCAAAUAAAGAUUAUCGAUUGUUGUAUUUCUGCAGGUUGCACUGGGAGUCGGGAGGGUGCAGUCGGCUCGGACUGACCCGGAAACCCGCUGAUAGCCUUCUUUUAGCUCCGGAACAGCGGAUUCAGCGAUGAACACGGACGUGGAAUUUCACAUCAGGCAAAAUUAUCCGUGGAACAAACUGCCAGCCAAUGUCAAGCAGAGUCUUGGAAACUCACAGAGGGAGUAUGACAAGCAGGUCUUGCUGUACAGCAUCCGAAACCAGCUGCGGUACCGCAAUAACCUGGUCAAGCAUGUGAAGAAGGACGAGCGGAGCUAUUACGAGGAGCUUCUGAAGUACAGCCGUGAGCACCUGAUGCUGUACCCGUACCAUCUCUCUGACAUCAUGGUCCGAGGGUUGCGGGUCACGCCCUUCUCCUACUACAUCAGCAUCAUGGAGGACAUUAUGAACAGUGAGAAGAGCUACGACUCUCUACCCAACUUCACUGCUGCUGACUGUUUGAGGCUUCUCGGCAUUGGGCGGAACCAGUACAUCGAUCUGAUGAAUCAGUGCAGGUCAUCUAAAAAAUUCUUCCGUAGAAAAUCAGCAAGGGAUCUUCUGCCAGCCAAACCAGUGGAGAUCUCAGUGGAGCCGUGGUGGGUAGCGCAAACCAGCUUCAUCACCGAGGACGACAUAAGGAUCUGUUCUUCGGCGGAGAAGAGGGCCAUUGAUAAGAUGAUUGAUUCCGGACCCCAGCUGGCUGGAUCAAUGGAGUACAAUGUGGUUCUCAGUCUGUAUAACAGGGGCUUUAUAUACCUUGAUGUGCCCAUAUCUGAUGACAGCUGUAUCUCAGUGCCACCUCUGGAGGGUUUCGUCAUGAACCGGGUCCAGGGCGAUUACUUCGAAACACUGCUGUAUAAAAUCUUUGUGUCCAUUGAUGAGCAGACCAAUGUGUCGGAGCUGGCGAACGUGCUUGAGAUUGACUUGGGCCUGGUAAAGAAUGCUGUGUCCAUGUACUGCCGACUUGGUUUUGCCAUCAAGAAAGGUCAAGUGAUCAGCCCUGAGCAGCUGCACCCGUCAUGGAAAAGCGCUCCCUCUGUCAACAGACUAAAGGGCACUAUGGACCCUCAGAAGAUGCUGCUGUCCUGGGAGGGAGGUAGUCCAGUAAUGGAGGCUGGUUCCUCCGCUACUGACACAGACACCACCAGUUUGGAGGACCAAGACACAGUGAGUGUGAGUAGUUUAAGCAUUCCUGCAGCCCCUACGAAGAGAAUCGCCUUCCUGUUUGAUUCCACCCUCACGGCCUUCCUCAUGAUGGGCAACCUUUCCCCUAAUUUAAAGAGCCAUGCAGUGACCAUGUUUGAGGUGGGGAAGCUGUCAGAUGAGACCUUGGACAGUUUUUUGAUGGAACUGGAGAAGGUGGAGAGCACUGCUGAAGGAGAAGCUCAGAGGUAUUUUGAUCAUGCACUUACCCUCAGGAACACAAUACUCUUUCUGCGCUACAACAAAGAGCUCACUCCUGAUCAGGGCCCCGACAUACCAAAUAUAGGGCUGCCUCUGGAUCUCCUCCGAUGCGAGAGUCUGCUGGGAUUGGAUCCUGCCACCUGCAGCCGGGUGCUCAACAAGAACUACAAGCUCCUGGUUUCCAUGGCCCCGCUAAGCAACGAGAUCCGGCCAAUCAGCAGCUGUACCCCUCAGCACAUUGGGCCAGCAAUCCCUGAGGUCAGCUCCAUUUGGUUUAAGUUGUAUUUGUACCAUGUGACUGGCCAGGGUCCUCCUUCUCUGCUGCUGUCAAAGGGCUCGAGACUACGGAAACUACCCGAUAUCUUCCAGGCCUAUGACCGGCUCCUCAUCACGUCCUGGGGUCAUGACCCUGGUGUUGUGCCAACGUCAAAUGUCCUGACCAUGCUGAACGAUGCCUUGACUCACUCUGCGGUGCUCAUCCAGGGUCAUGGCAUGCAUGGUCAUGGGGAAACGGUUCAUAUCCCAUUCCCUUUUGAUGAAGAGGACCUCAAAGGAGAAUUCUCCUAUUCCAACAUGUGUGCACACAAGGCCCUGAAGGUCCUGCGUGAAAAAGUGGAUCUGGAGCACCAGUGUGGCUACGUCACAAUGUUAAACUGCAACAACAGGAACCGCCGCAGGCCGAGUGAUGCAGACGCAGCUGGAGAGCCCGAGUUUGGUACAGGGUUUGAUGCCAAUGGAAGCAGCGAGUCUUUUGAGCUGGUUACUGAAGAGAACAACGGGGACGGCAGCACGAAGCAGGGAACAGAGGGGUCUUCCACUGAAGCUGAAUGGGUACCUUUGGAGCUGUGCUUUGGAAUGCCGCUCUUCAGUUCAGAGCUAAACCGUAAAGUUUGUCAGAGGAUCGUCUCACACAAACUCUGCAGCAAAGACAGUCUUCAGGAACUACUGCAUUCCAGUCGAAAGCUGUCCUUGAAAGUUCUGAGUUUUGUCCAGUCAUUCCAAGAUUGUAGCCAUUCCGGUGACCCGGACAGUGGGGUAUCGGGGCCUCUUUGCCAGCCGCCGGCUGAGUCUGGCGUCCCCCUCCCUGCCAUAAACCUCCUCUUUAAAGACGGGCAGCUGAAGGAAUGGAGCGGGCGAGCCCCGCCUUCUGUCCACCUCUCCACCAUACAAAGAGACCAGCCUACAUAAAACCACACCCUCCACCUCUACAAAAAAAGAAAGGAAAAAAAAAAGAAAAAAAAAUCUACACACUAAUCACCUUCCCACCCAGUCCUACUCAUCACGAUCGAUUCUCAAGAUAGCAGUGUUUCUAUCUUGGCUGUGUUUCGUUACAGCUGUGCUAAGUCAGUGAUCCGGACACGAUCGCACCCGUCAUCUUAUGACGCAUCAGCCGUCACUCUGAGUUGAGUUUAUUCCGAAUCGAAAUCCAAAAUAUUCUCACAUCAGUGUGACUUUGCGUGGAAAAGAGCUGGGCAAGCGCUGUGGUUGGAUGAAGUCACCCAGGUCUCUUGUAAUUUGUAAUAUGCCUGUCUGUACUGUCAUGUCAUGUGACCUGAUGCAUGAUGUCAUUGCACAAAACGGUUUGUGUUGGUGACUAUGAAAACGGGGUUCUUACUUUUGCACAGAUCUGCUGAUUUUCCUUUGAUUUUUUUUUUUUAAAUCAUUAACUCUUGCUUGUUAAUUGAGAGGUUUAGGUUUCAUCAUAACUUUUUCACUGACAUCAUUUUUGCAUAGGCAGAGCAUAAGAGGAAAAAUAUGCUUUCAGCUUUAUUCUUUACUGGUGUAUCACCAAAGAUUUUUUUUUGUUUUGCUAUUAUUCUGAUUUUGACAGUAAUUUUAGUGUUAUUUUGCAGCAUUAUACAGAAAUUGCUCGGUUCCCGGGAGACUGAAAUUAACUCUGUGCUUGUGUACUCAAUGGUGUGGGACCUAUUCAGUGGCCUGGUUAAGGAAUUACUCAUUUGAAUUGAGUUGACAGCUGUUUUGGAGUCCAGAGGCAACCAUCCAAAGCCUGGCUGUCAUACAAACCUGGAAGAUCAUUCUGUGUAAUAUUCUUACCAGUCUCUUUGGGUAUAAUAAUGUAGCAUUGCUACUGUGUUAAAUCAUGUAGCCAGUCGGGCUCCGUUUCCCUUUUUCUGCUCUAUAGUCAUGGUUAUUAACGACUGCCAUGAGAUCUUGGUGCAGCAUGAUGAGUGUUUAGAAACCAUUGUGUGUAUUGUGCAUUGUUUUUGUACCUACGUUCCCUUUCGCUGACCUCUUAUUUGCGCCCCAUGGGAACAACUUCUCCUCUGGAAACCGUCAACCUCGUCCAUUUCUCUGUUCCUAAUCCAUCUCAGUGUUCGAGAAGAACCUGUUAGUUUUAUAAUGUCGAUCUGCAUUUUAGGAACUCUUUGUUGUAGGGUGUUUGAUGGGACUGUGAAUAAUUUUCUUGUAAUUACAUGGGUCUAAAAGUGACAUUCCUUUUCACCCCACCCCACCCACACCACAAAGAUAUAUGGCAUACCAGUAUGUACAAAGUAUAUGAUAAAUCUGAAUAAAUAAAAAUGGUGCAACAGUGUUCCCGUAAAAACCCUUUUA
Molecule: messenger RNA, 4088 nt
Organism: Neoarius graeffei (lesser salmon catfish)
Lineage: Eukaryota; Metazoa; Chordata; Actinopteri; Siluriformes; Ariidae
Gene: fam91a1
Product: family with sequence similarity 91 member A1
Exons: 24
Coding region: 201-2702 (833 amino acids)
Biological process (GO): intracellular protein transport
Cellular component (GO): trans-Golgi network; cytoplasmic vesicle
Source: RefSeq, a predicted model, not a curated record